AGCAAUAAUCAUCGAUCAGCCGCUUAGCUCCGCCUCUCAGCUACACUUCAGCAAGCACAACCGAACAGUAUUUCCGUCAUGGAGAACGAUUUUGCCAUUGCACAUGCCUAAUCUUAGAGCUACUGAACAACAAACCUAUGAAUUCUUGACCUACUCUACAGAGAGUGUCUAUACACGACGUCAUGAUGGAUUUGAUACACCAAGGAGAAGAAGCGGGGCCGGAUCCGGAAGCUGAACAGCAUAGCGACUUGACGUUCCAUAGAUUCAUGGACCUGCCUCCCGAGCUUCGCGAGGCUAUCUGGCGGAAUGCACUUCCAGAGCCACGCAUCGUCAGUGUCCUGGUGUACGCAUUUCCGGGGCUGAAACUAGCGCCGCUGAACCGCGGCGAGCUCAAGUUGGACUUGUCUCAAGUGUGCUACGAAUCGCGGCGUGUCGUCAGAGAAGCUGGCUAUGUCUUGGCCCUCAGGGACGAAGAUGACCCAAAAGAUACUGGAGUUUGGUUCCAUCCUAAGAGAGACAUCCUCGAAAGAACGUUGUGGGGUCCGGGAGAGGAGGAAUGGGGCUUGAGUUAGUAGCAAGACGGUGCUUGGGAUUUGGCCAAAACCUGUGCAGUGUAGCUUAGGCUCUUCAAAAUGUCCAUAUGCAUCCAACAAGCAUUCAGCGAUCUGAAGUACCGUCAACUCUAGAUGCAUGUCUUUUAGGACCACUUUGUGAUUGCUCAGGUGUGUCCUCAAGGCGAAGUGUCUCAGACAGCUUGGCCAACUAUAAUGUGAUCCAGCGACAAAAUAGCCGCGCAAGGAGGAGGUUGUGAAGGAUAAUUAGAGGCUGCAUAUCAUUUGGUUAUGUGGUGGAAUUGACAAUAUUGGGUGGUAGGCUAGGCGGGUAUACAUUUCCCCAGUAACAAGCUGGAGGUUGGUUUCGUGUCUACUUGUUUCAAGCACUGGUUACUUAGAUGCGUAGUAGCCUUAUAAUAUCCAAU
Molecule: messenger RNA, 979 nt
Organism: Truncatella angustata
Lineage: Eukaryota; Fungi; Ascomycota; Sordariomycetes; Amphisphaeriales; Sporocadaceae
Exons: 2
Coding region: 183-572 (129 amino acids)
Source: RefSeq, a predicted model, not a curated record